This is a messenger RNA of Phytomonas sp. Hart1, 948 nucleotides long. The record is from the annotation of a GenBank genome assembly. Lineage: Eukaryota; Euglenozoa; Kinetoplastea; Trypanosomatida; Trypanosomatidae.
AUGGAUGCUGGGCUUGAGGCGCUAACUGCCGACUCUGCGGGUGAGCCCGCUGGGACUGCAGGCUCAGACUCCCCGUCUGAGCUCUACACCAUGUUGUGUGCUGUUACAAAAGAAGAACAGGGGGUAAAUGACGCCCUUUCCAGCUGUCGCUCUGCCUGCGAGAAGCUGCGUUCACAGAUUGUCGAAGAAGAGGCAAAAACUGCGAUGAAGCGUGACCGCCUGCCAAGUCUCUGUGAUUCAAUCGAGGUGGAGCAGACGAACAAGCUGACUUGGGAGGCUUGCAUGCGUGGUGUCGCCACCGUCUUGGCGGAUGCUAAACUCAGCAUGGACAAGGCGGAGCAAAAUCUGGAGGCGAUAUGCGCCGGUGAUGGUAUAGGGUUGUCUGAAUGGACCCAUAUUUAUGGGUCUGACCACACAAGUGGCUCUGAAGCUCUCUUUGCAACACCUUCAGAGGUCUUCUGUUUGCUGUCCUCGCUUCGAAAAAAGACAUCAAAUGUGUGCGCCAUGAUGAAGUUUCAACAGGAAAAUGAGGAAAAAUAUUCAAACUCCAAUAAAUGCGGCGGGGUUGAAUGUUUUACCGCUUCCCCGUGUGCGUCUUCGCGAUUAUCGGAGACCGAUGCUGCGGUGGGGUGUACGGAUGGAUCAGAUGCUGCGACCAUUGUUGUGGUUGGCGGGGUUUGUUCAUCACAGAGGCGUCGGCUGCAUUUUGAUGAUGAUUGCCUAGAAAAGGUGACACAGGUGCGUACUGAACCCGCGUGUGGAAUCCAAAGAAUACACCAGAAAACAUAUGCGAGAGUAGGUUCGACGGCGUUGCCUAACGUUGGUGAGGCAACAACUCCUAACGGGUUGUUGGUUUCAACGACACGCGUCCUGUGGUCCUCUGCUGGUCGCCAUGGCAGGCCGAACGUUACCAAGUGGGUGUAUUAUAACCCUAAACACUCGUCUUGA